AAUGGUGCGUAAGGUCGGGAUAGGUCAAACAUGGCUUCCAUGGAGGAGAAAGCUGGGAUGGAACCUGGAAGACAACAACUGAAUGCGAAGGAAGUGCCCACAACAUGCCUCGGGACACAAGGCUGCUUCUUCCGACGCUCGCGACGUCAGCGAAACACUUCGCUAUCAAUGGAACUGAUUGAGGCUGCAGAGGAAGGGGAGGUGACAAGAAUACAGAGACUGGUGAAGAGAGGCGCGGAUGUGAAUGUGGGAGAUCCCGACAGACAAGGUAACAGUGCCCUACACCAGGCUGUACUGAAGGGCCAUGCAGAUGUUGUACAACUGCUACUGAAUGCAGGCAGCCAAAUCAACUGCAAAAAUCAGGAUGGAGACACACCUCUACAUUGUGCUGCAUCCUCCAACAUGCAAGGGAUCCUAAAGCUCCUCGUAAACUACUCAGGGUGCAGUAUCAAUGCCAAGAACUAUGAACUGAUUGAGGCUGCAGAGGAAGGGGAGGUGACAAGAAUACAGAGACUGGUGAAGAGAGGCGCGGAUGUGAAUGUGGGAGAUCCCGACAGACAAGGUAACAGUGCCCUACACCAGGCUGUACUGAAGGGCCAUGCAGAUGUUGUACAACUGCUACUGAAUGCAGGCAGCCAAAUCAACUGCAAAAAUCAGGAUGGAGACACACCUCUACAUUGUGCUGCAUCCUCCAACAUGCAAGGGAUCCUAAAGCUCCUCGUAAACUACUCAGGGUGCAGUAUCAAUGCCAAGAACUAUCAUGGUGAUACAGCCCUGCACUGUGCAGCCAGGUGUGGACAUACAGACGUGGCCAGAUACCUCAUCAGUCUACCUGGGAUCCAGGUCAACAUGAAGAACAAUCUGGGCUACACAGCUCUGCAUAUCUCAGCUGCAGCCUGCAGGUGUGACCUGGUCAACAUGUUCCUAGAGGAUGAUGGGUGCCAGCUGGACAGCAGGAACAAGCAUGGGAACACACCCCUCCAUGAGGCUGCUAUGAAUGGCUGUGUAGAUGUGGUCAGGCAGCUGGUCAAUGCUAACUGCGAUGUUAAGGCAGAAAACAAGGAUGGUAACACACCCCUGCAUAGUGCAGCCUGGGGAGGGCACUGUGAGGUCACAAGACUCCUCAUCACAGGCGGAACAAACAUCAAUGCAAGAAACAGUAAUGGAGACACACCUCUCCAUGUAGCAGCUCAAAUGGGCCACAGUGAGGUGGCACACACUCUGAUCCAUGCAGGAUGUCAUCUCAACAUACUCAACUAUGACAAUAUGACGGCUAGAGAUAUUUGUCAAGAUCACAAAGACGACAGCCACAAAGAGAUUGUGGCCGAGAUAGACUCCAUUACAAGAAUCAAGAAUGACACAGCAACGAGAAGUCUUGCCGACAUUGUGCUUAUAGAAAUUAAAGGAGUGUUAAGUGAUGAGAGCCUGUGGAAGCUGUCUAAGUGUAUAGGUUCAGAGUGGGACGCCAUGAUGGUGUAUCUGGGCUUCCAUCAGAUGGACAUAGUCAGGGUCAGACUGGAGUUCUUCUGUGACAUGAACUUACAGAUCUACUCGUUGUUGAAGGAGUGGAGGAACAGAACUCCCCCGGCUCAGGAGAAACUGGGCAUCCUGGCUGACGCUCUGCGGGAGGUGGGCAGGAAGGACCUGGCAGAGAACCUUCUGAUCGGGAUUGUGAGUGAACCACCUGGGGAGGAGACCCAGAUCUAGCUGGCAUUGUUCCUGUUUGUUUGUUUGUUUGUUUGUUUGUUUGUUUGUUACCCUGUUUGUCUGCAUAACCAUCAAACUGCCUUUAGGCACAACACACCAGUUUUGUUACAAGUUAAGUACAAACUAGCCUGUUAUUCAAGUUCUUUUUCUGGCGCUCAUAAAGCGGCCAACCCCGUACUAUCGGCAGGCCGGCGAAAAGCGAGGUUUAUUCAGGCUAAAUGCAAACUACAUAAGGUAAAACUGAUAAGUCACACACACUGAGGAGGACCCAUACUCUUAUGGAUAAGUGUGGUGGGUUCUUUAAUAUGAUUGAGGUGCAGCUCACCCCAAACACAGGACCUGUGCUUUACAUCAUAUCCAAGAGGACAUCCCUGAACAUAUAUACAUCGUAGCUAGGGAGCGAUUUUCACCUGAGUUGAGUGAAGGAAUAGAUAUAAGUAAAGUUCCUUUCCCAAGGGCGCAACAUUGGGACUAUGGACUGGAAUAUAGAACCUCUAUAUUCUGUGAAGAUUUGAGGUGCAUUUCUGGGUUCUUUCCACAUCUGUUUUUGCAUGAUUGUAUAAUGUUAGAGAACAUUUGUUCAAAGGAAGUGGGAAGAGUAAGUCAAAGAAAUAAGUUGCUUUUACAAUAGGGAAAUGCCCUCUAUUACUUAUUGGUGUACAUAGUGGUAUGAAAUUGACAUAAUGUGAAACAUUUUUUAUGAACUUUUACCAUGACAUUGGUCUGUUAAACUUAUAUAUGAUUGUAAAUUGUAUAUAAUUCUAGAUGUCACAUAUUUCUAAAAUGAAUAUUUAAGUCUAAAACUGUAAUUGCACCAGCUAGCCUUCUAAGAAGGACAAGAGAGCUACAUGUAUUUAUUGUUGUGCAGAACACAAAUUUUAUGUAUCUUUUUAUCCUAAUUUAAGGAAGUAACAGUUACUAGUAAGUAUUUAUGUAAGAGUAAAAAAUGAAUGAGGAGUGAUAGAGCAUCAGAAUCAAAUGGUUACAUUAUAUGUCCUGGCAGUGUUCUAGCCAGCAGGAAUUUUUUCAUCAUCUCAUGAUUUUGUUCGAUGUAACAUUAUGUCAAGUGCCCAAGGCACAAAAAUCCUAGGGUCCUAGUAAAAUUUCGAAAUCUUGACCCUCUGAAAUGCUAUUUCUUGCAUUUUGAGGGCCAAAAUUUCCUGGUAGACUAACUUUAGCUCAAUGACAUCUCUUUCUAUAUCUUUACAUGGCAAUUUUGUAUGUCAAAUAUAUGAUGGAUUGGGCAAAAUUUUUAUCCGCCUCUAGUGGCAAACCUCUGUCAAAUGGCAGACGCUGGCUAGUGUCCUGGAAAUAUGUCAAUAGACUAUGGAAUCAUCAUAUUCAUAUUAUGUUUAAGUUAACUGAUACACAUACAUGAUUGUACAUCCAAUAGUAUACAUCUUUGAGAAGUGAUACACUUAUACACUAAGAAAUAAACACCUUUGCCUGUCUUCUAUCCUUA
Molecule: messenger RNA, 3169 nt
Organism: Branchiostoma belcheri (Belcher's lancelet)
Lineage: Eukaryota; Metazoa; Chordata; Leptocardii; Amphioxiformes; Branchiostomatidae
Product: serine/threonine-protein phosphatase 6 regulatory ankyrin repeat subunit B-like
Exons: 17
Coding region: 31-1707 (558 amino acids)
Biological process (GO): signal transduction
Molecular function (GO): protein binding
Source: RefSeq, a predicted model, not a curated record